Molecule: messenger RNA, 12058 nt
Organism: Pelobates cultripes (western spadefoot toad)
Lineage: Eukaryota; Metazoa; Chordata; Amphibia; Anura; Pelobatidae
Source: the annotation of a GenBank genome assembly
GGUGAUGUCACCAGGGUCCUUCUUCUGGAUAGGAACUAGCCGCUACCCAAUUCUCUCUACAUUUGUUUGCCUGUAAUCUUCCCUCAAUGUGGACAGAAGUAAUGGGAGUUGUAGUUAUGAACCGUAUUGUAUUCCCUGUGAAUACAAUACAUCCCUUGUUGUAGUCCCAGUGAGUGGAGCAGAGUUACAGGGGCCAACAGAGGGCAGUGGGAAGCUGUCAUCCUCCAAGCAGAGUACUGAGAAAGCGGAAGCUGGCUGUGAGUAGUGGGUUAGUGGGUAUGGAGUCAGGGGAAGCCAGAUCUGAGCAGUCCGAUGGGGAGCUGGAUGGGGGCAGAGGGAGUCCAGCUGGGUGCAGAGCAAGAGGAAUGGGCAGAGGGAGUCCAGCUCAUGGUGGAGCAAGAGGAGAUAUGGGCAGAGGGGAGCUAGGUGAUUGCACAGCUAUAGAGGCAGGUGCAGUACCAGGCACAGGGUCUGCACUAUGCAGAGCAGGGGUGACAGGCACAGAGUCUGCACUAUGCAGAGCAGGGGAGACAGGCGCAGGGUCUGCACUAUGCAGAGCAGGGGAGACAGGCGCAUGGUCUGCACUAUGCAGAGCAGGGGAGACAGGCGCAGGGUCUGCACUAUGCAGAGCAGGGGAGACAGGCGCAGGGUCUGCACAUGACAGGCGCAGGGUCUGCACUAUGCAGAGCAGGGGUGACAGGCGCAGGGAGACAGGCGCAGGGUCUGCACUAUGCAGAGCAGGUGACAGGCGCAGGGUCUGCACUAUGCAGAGCAGGGGUGACAGGCGCAGGGUCUGCACUGCAGAGCAGGGGUGACAGGCGCAGGGUCUGCACUCAUGCAGCAGGGGAGACAGGCGCAGGGUCUGCACUAUGCAGAGCAGGGGAGACAGGCGCAGGGUCUGCACUAUGCAGAGCAGGGGUGACAGGCGCAGGGUCUGCACUAUGCAGAGCAGGGGUGACAGGCGCAGGGUCUGCACUAUGCAGAGCAGGGGUGACAGGCGCAGGGUCUGCACUAUGCAGAGCAGGGGUGACAGGCGCAGGGUCUGCACUAUGCAGAGCAGGGGAGACAGGCGCAGGGUCUGCACUAUGCAGAGCAGGGGAGACAGGCGCAGGGUCUGCACUAUGCAGAGCAGGGGAGACAGGCACAGGGUCUGCACUAUGCAGAGCAGGGGAGACAGGCACAGGGUCUGCACUAUGCAGAGCAGGGGUGACAGGCACAGGGUCUGCACUAUGCAGAGCAGGGGAGACAGGCACAGAGUCUGCACAAUGCAGAGCAAGGGAGUUAAAUGCUGAGCCAGAUCUGUGCAGAGCUAGGGAGACCGAUACAGAACCAGUUGUGUUCCGAGCAAGGGGAAUUAAUGCAGAGCCACAUGUGUUCAGAGCAAGGAAGAUUAAUGCAGAGUCAGAUAUGCACACACCAAGGGAGACAGGAAUGAAGCCAUAUGUUUAUAGAUCAAGGCAGAUUAAUGCAGAUCCAGAUCAGCACACCGAAAGGGAGACAGGCAUGGAGCCAGAUAUGUACAGAGAAAGGGAGGGAGGUAUGGAACCAGAUGUGUACAGAGCAAGGGGGGCAGAUGCUGGACCAGAUGUGUGCAGGACACAGGAGAUGAGUAUGCUACCAGAUGUGUGUAGAACACGGGAGAUGGGCACAGAGCUAAAUGUGUGCAGAGUAAGGGAUACAGGAACCGAGCGAAAUGUGUGCAAUGCAAGAGAUACGUACAUGGAGCAAGAUGUAUAUAGUGCAGUGCAAAUGGGUAUGGAGCCAGAUGUGUGCAGAGCAAGAAAGGUUGUCAAAGAGCAAAAGGUGCGCAGAGCAAGAGAUGCAAGCACAAAACUAGUUGUGUGCAGAGCGAGGGAGAGUGAUACAGAGUUUGAUGUGGUCAGAGCAAGGGAGAGUGUCACAGACCCAGUUGCCUUCAUAAAAUCAGUUGAUUGUGUAAGAAGGCAGCCAGCCAUAGAGGUAGUUAUGUGUAGAGCAAGUGAGAUGGUUUCAGUGACUGCAGAUUGCAGAAACACAGAGACUGGCACAGAAGAAGUAGAAUGUGUAACAAGGGAGACAGGCACAGGGGCAGUUGAUUUUAGCAAUAGAGGGAUAUGCACAGAUUUGACUAGUUGUAGAACAAGUGAAAGGACUGUCACACAAAUAGUAGAUUAUAGUAAAAGUGAGACUGGCGCAGAGGGAGUGGAUUGCAAUAAAAGGGAGACUAGUACAGUGGUAUUAGAUUGCAGUAAAAGAGAGAUUGGCACAGAGACAGUGGUUUGCAGUAAAGUGGAUAUUGACACAGAAGCAGUGAAUUGCAAUAAAGGUGAGACUGACACAGAAGCAGUGAAUUGCAAUAAAGGUGAGACUGGCACAGAAGCAGUGAAUUGCAAUAAAGGUGAGACUGGCACAGAAGCAGUGGUUUGCAAUAAAGGUGAGACUGACACAGAAGCAGUGAAUUGCAAUAAAGGUGAAACUGGCACAGAAGCAGUGGAUUGCAAUAAAGGUGAGACUGACACAGAAGCAGUGAAUUGCAAUAAAGGUGAGAUUGGCACAGAAGCAGUGAAUUGCAAUAAAGGUGAGACUGGCACAGAAGCAGUGAAUUGCAAUAAAGGAGAGACUGACACAGAAGCAGUGAAUUGCAAUAAAGGGGAGACUGACAAGGAAGCAGUGAAUUGCAAUACAUGCAGUGCUGGCACUGAAGCUGUAGAAUGCGGUAAAAGGGAGGAUGUCACAGAACCAGGUGAUUGCGGAACAAGAAUGGCACACACAGAAGUUGUUUGUUGUAGAACAAGGGAUACAUGUACAGGGCCUGCUGGUAGCAGAGCAAAGAAGUCAGAGCCUUGUGGAAUGAGUGCUGACCAAAAAAUACAUAAGUGUGGAAGCCCUGCAGUAAACUUAGAUUGUGUUGAGCUGACAGCUGGCCAGUAUUUCGAGUCUUCUCUGGGAGCCUGCUAUCUGGAAAGCCAUAUAGAGAAAGAUAUGGAGGAUUGCUCCGACGUGAAAUCAGAAGAGUUUGUUAUGAUGUGUGAUUUUGUUGCUACAGAUGAAAAUCAGGUAUGCUGCUGGGAAUUUUUGACUGUGUACUUUGUAGUACAUAUAUCUCAAUUGACAACUGACAACAUAGCAUAAAUUCCAGCCCCAAGUAAUUAGUUUUGUUCUACUAAAUGCAUUGCAAUAAAAAAAAACAAAAAAAAAAAACUGUUGUGAUUUAUUACAAGAAAUUAAAGAGUGCAUCUAUUACAGCAUCUUGGUGUAUUGUUCUUCUAACUUUUUAACCGAUAGGAACCGUCUGGGCACCAUAAAAACAUAAAUGAAGUUAUGGUGCCCGAAAGUUCUGGACACUGCCCUACCUUAAGAAAUUGAACAUACUGUUUAACCACAAAGCUGUAUAGAUGCCACUCAUCUGAUCUGCCUCUCUUUUUCUGAUCAAGGCCUCGAUUCCCUAAGCUUUUCAAUAGAUACUGUAGGAAAAAGCUUUCGAAACGCUAUCUACAAAAAUUCCCACAGACUUUAAUGGUGACUUUUGUAGAUACAUAUUUUGGAACUUUUUCCAACCAUAUUUAAUCAUUUGGAAAGCUUAAUAAAUAGAGGCUCAAGUUAUUGGCUUUAAUGAAGAUGCCAUAGAUUGGGCGCUGAUGACAGGCUCAGAGCACCAACUGAUGCUCUCAGCAUAUCAGUAGGAAGCCUGUAACAGGCUGAGAGCAAUAGCUCAUGUACCAAGUCAGAGGCUUCCUCAUUGAAGCCAAAGACUUGGCUGGAAGAAGAGGAACAGAGCGAAUGGAUGUAAAUGGUUUAAUCACUGAAUGUAAGAGAGUGCCCAGGAAAUCCUGGCAUGUAACAGCUUCAUUGAGAUAAAGUUCUUUAGAUGCCCUGAGUGUUCCUUUAUAUGAUUACUCCGAGAUCACAACCACUUCUGACCGCUGUAGUGGUUAUGAUGCCAGGGGUACAAUGCCACCAUUGUUUGGUAAAGGGGAGGGGGGCAAACUGCUUCUUACAUGUGUCCUGGUGGGGUGCCAGUAUGAUCUUCUGCAGUGCUGUACAAGCCAGAUACUGAUUCUAUCUGGCAUUCAUUGGCUGACAGCAUUACAUGCAAGGAAUACUCACAGAAUUGACAUUAGCCAGUACCUUUCAUUGCCUGAUGCUCAGGGCAAGCUACACCUCAGGCAGCAAAAAUAUAUUUCUCAGUAUGUGCAACAUUUAAUACUGAAACACUCCAAACACAGGGUCCUUGCACCAUGACUGCUUCAAAACACUGAAGUGAUGGUGGCACUUGAGGUAACCCUUUAAAGGGGAACUUUUACAUCCCAGGAUUUUUAACUUUGACUUGAAGGGUGUGAAAAAUAAAAAUUAAAUGUAGAACGCUCUUUUUUAUUUCAAUUUAUCUAGAUAUUCCUCACCAAGAAGAUAUCUAAUAAUACAACUCAUAAUGGCAAUAAAAGCAAUGCUGUCAAGAUUUUGACUGCAGCAAAAGGUCCCUAAAUGGUCUCUCAGAUCGUACUUCAACUUAAAUACCAAUAUAAUAUGGAAAAGGGUAUUUCCUCUCAGGCACAAGGAGGCUCAGCCAUGGAACAAAGAUGGACUCCCUGGUUAGGGACCUAGAUAUAGUUGAGCCUAAUACUUUCAAUUUUAUUUCAUGUAUCUAUUGGCAAAUUUCUUUUAAGGGGAAAGAAAGAAAGAAAGAGCAAGCCAAGGGAAAGGGAGAGAAAAGGAAAGGAAAGGGGAAAGAAGGGAAAAAGAUUCCCAUAAGUACAACAUCAACGCUCUGUAAGGCUACUGGUUGUCCACACUAAAUGUAUCUGUAUAUUGUCUCUGUCCAUCUAUGAAAUGCUAGAUAGCAUAAUAAUUUAUGCAUAUAUAAUGUACAGUUUUAUGUUCUGCUCAAUUACUUACUAUGUAAAAGAAAAAAAAAUGAAAAGAACAAUCUUUUCAAAUAAAGAAUAUAAUUAUCAAACAGCAAAAAACAAAGACCCUAUUGGGAGUCAAAACGUUGUAGUCUUCCACAUGUUCCAACAAAGGUGCCUGGACCCUUUCUAAUACUGGUUUAAUCUUCUGGGUUUCUGCUGGCCCUAGGUUCAGCCAAGCACCUUGUCUUAAGUGAAUUGAGUGCAGUUCCUAUUUUUGCAAUUUAUGUACCUUGUUACAUCCUUAUUUCUUUAUUUUCCCUUAAAGCUCAGUCUUUCUUCUGGGGACAAAGUGCGCCUUAUUACCGUAGCCACACAGGAUUGGUGGUGGGUGGAGCACAAUGGUAGCUAUGGUUAUGUGCCUUCCAAUCAUUUAUGUGAAAGCGAUGAAUUGGAUGACCCAUGGCAAGAUGAUGAAUAUUACGGAAGUUAUGAGACUCUGGUAAGCCCACGUAGGGUAUUUGUAAAGUUUACUAACGGGGAAGGCUGAAAGAGUCAGAAAGAGGGUUAGGGGUAAAAAUAGAGAGUAGGGUAUAAAAGGGCAUGUUUUUCACUCCUGUGAAAGGUGGGUAUGGAAAUAGGAAGGUAAUGUGUGUAGUUGAAAUCACAAGAUUGCUGUCAUAAUUAAAGUGGACAAGGUGGAAGAUGGAAAGAGACGAGAAAGGUCAAGGAAGAGAGAAGAAUGUUUGAAAGAGAUCACAGAGUGGGGCUGAAAACAACAAGAUGUGGCCAUUGCUCUUGUCCAUUUCUGCACAGUAUUCCAGGACAAUGGAAUGACUAAACAAAUAUGAUAUUGGUCUUUGUAUGUUUUGCAAAGACCCUCAAGGUGACAUAUCUGCUUGUAUGGUGGCACUGGUGUGUGGCGAGUAGUAGUUAAGGAGUUGUACUUACCAGAUCCUCUCCCUCAUCUUUAUUUUUUUUUAAAGUUACCCCUUAAUGUCAAGGGCACUGGGAAGCAUAUAAUAAACGUGAUUACACUAUUGAAAAACUAAAUUCAAUAAGAAGCAUUGAUAUGGUUAAUCUUUAAACCCGGGACUGUUAGAAAUUAAACCAGUAACAGGUAAGAGCAAAUUGUAGGUAGGGUUGGAUUUUUUUUCAUUUUCACCUAAAUUUUGCAAAUCACUGGUUUAGUGAGGGACCUUGUAAGUCAUUGUAAGGACCUUGUGUCUCAAUAGAAAAAAAAUAAAAAGCCUUACUUCUUACUCGUAGAAGCUGCACUUGGAAAUGCUGUCCGAUCUACCACGUACAAAAACCUACCAGGAAGUUGUCAGGAGUAACAGUGCUGCAUUGCAGGGCAAGUGUAUCCUUGACCUGGGUUGUGGAACCGGGAUAAUAAGUUUUUUUUGUGCAAAGCUGGCACAGCCAGAAGCAGUAAGUAUUAUUCCAUUUUACGUAGCAUGGUAAAUUAUUUUUAAGUCUGUAGACAUGUUGAUCUAAAUGGUUUUACUAGUAUCUGAUUUAUGGCUUGCAUGUGACUGACCAGCGAUUUGUUCUCCCAGGUAUUUGCAGUGGAAGCAAGUGAGAUUGCUCAGCAAACACGUAGACUGGUGGAGAAAAAUGGAUUCUCUAGGGUCGUGCAUGUUAUAGAACAGCGAGUAGAAGAAGUGGAACUGCCCACCAAAGUGGAUGUCCUUGUAUCAGAAUGGAUGGGGACAUGUUUGCUUGUAUGAUUCUAGUUGUUGAUGUAUUUUAAACCUCCUUAUAGACAUAUCAACACUAAUUGUCUUUAUGGCUUACCAACCUUGUCUACCCUUUCAAUUGCUAGUAUAAAAUGUACUUAUUUCCUUGUGCAGACUCAUAAUAAUAUUACCUGUGUUUCUGCAGUUUGAGUUCAUGUUAGAGUCGGUUCUCAUGGCACGUGAUAUCUGGCUGAAAGAGGAUGGGAUAAUGUGGCCUAGCACAGCGUCCAUUCACUUGGUGCCGUGUAGUGCAGCCAAAGAAUAUGACAGCAAAAUAACGUUCUGGGACUCUGUGUUCCAGCUGGAUUUCAGCCCAUUGAAGUAAGUUGAAUAGAUAUUAAAUCUUUAUUAGAGGGCAAGGAAAAACAAAAUACACCUGUAUUGUCUUUACAUUUUGAUCCUUGCAACUGCAAUUAUAACAAAGAACGAACCCUAAACAGGAGCAGUGGCUUGCAUUUUUAAGAAAAGUAGAAAAUGAAGAUUGAAUUUUAUUAAAAGAACCACUAUAGGAACCCUGACCACUUCUUGUCAAUAAAGUGGUCUGGGUGCAGUGGCCUUGUCAUUUUUGUCCUGCAAAGGAAAACAUUGCCAUUUUGUAGAUCUGGUAAUGUUUCCAUUGCAGGAUUACAAACCUUGAAAAGACAGCCACUAGAGGGUGCUUCUGUUCCUACGAUCUAGUCAUACUCGGUUCUGUGAUGUUCACGGUGAUCACUAUAUACAGGAGGAUGUGGAAUGCUUAUCAUAGGAAAACAGAUUCAAUGCUUUGCUGGGAGAAUCAUUUGUCCGGAGGAGUACAGCUCUUGCCAUGCAAGUGGUUCUCAUCCCUAAUGCUUCUUUAUGAAAAGCAUUGGAAUGGAUGAGAGGACAAAGAGGAGACAGUUGUAGUGGUUAUGGUGCCAGUAGUGCCCUCCUGAAGUAAGUAGUUAAACUGUACCUAGAGUGAGCUGAUGCCUCUCCUGCAACGAGUUUCUGUUAGCUCCAUUUAGCGAAGUCCUGCCAUACAGGGACAGCUCAUUGUCUGAGUGGUUCCACUGAGCACUCUCAGCCAAUGAGCAUGGCCAUGCACUGUCAGGCUUAGCUCUGUGACAGAGACUCCGUUUAAGAACGGUUUGACUACUUACCUGGGAUCCUCUGCAGCUAGACUAUCUUUCACUGAGCUAAGCCUAGCGGUGCAGGGUCAAGCUCAUUGGCUGCUAGCCUGAUGCACUCAAUAAUUGAGUUGGCUCUGUACAGCAGUGCUUUGCUCAGUGGAGCUACUAGAAGUGCCUAAAAGGAGCUUCCAGUAGCAGGGUAGGCUACGAUGGAAACUGGGCAGAUACUAGGUAAGUUGUCAAACCAUUGUUUUUUUAGUUUGACUAUUUACUCUAGAAAGGUGCAAGGGCAUUCCUGUCACUAUAACCUAUACAACGGACUGUAAUGGUUAUUGUACUUGGAGUGUUCCCUUAAACAGAGUUGGGGGGUAAUUUCUAUCUUGGUAGGUCAGUUUAAUACUCACAUCCUGUACAAUAUGUUGCAGAUCACUUGCAGUGAAAGAAUUUCUUUGCAAGCCAAAACCAGAUUACGUGCUGCAGCCAGAGGAGUGUUUGUCUGAACCCUAUAGGUUAUUUAAUAUAGAUAUGAAGACAGUACAGAUUUCAGAUCUAGAGGUGAGAAAUUCUCCACAUUAUAAACUUUUUAUUUUUUUAUUCCAUGAAAUCAGCACAUUGUGUCUUUUUUUAGAGGAUGAGCAACAACUUCAUAUUCUACAUAGCAAAGGAUGGCAAUAUUCAUGGAUUCACUUUUUGGUUCAGUGUCCAAUUCCACAAUAUUGAAGACAAGGGAUUGGUUGAAUUGGAUACUGGACCUUUCAACCCGUAAGUAUAAAAGGUACACAAUAACGUAUUCAACACAUAUGCUCCCAUAGUUUUUCACAUCACCUUGAGGGAACACAGUUAUUUAUUCAAAGAUAACUCCAAAAGGAGUAGCCCUAGCCCUUAAACAAGCGGUGGCAUGAAUGUUUGGCGAAGUUUGUUACAUCAAAUUCAUACACUUUCAUUUGGCUCAAUUUGGGUGAUACAUUCCUCUAAAGGUUCUUCAUCAUUACGGAGUAUCUCAGUCAAUACUAUCCUAUGCUUACAGAAGCAUUGGGGGCCUACUGCACAUGUGCGACAAGCGCUGCUCUGUGCCCAUCAGAAUCUACUCUUAGAGAUGCAACAUACCAAUGCAUCUCAAUGGGGAGUGUAUAGUGUCUUCAAUGCACAGCGUGUGGACACAAGAUGUCUGUCCUACAAAUAUUGCAGGACCAUACUAGGAAGCACAUCUAGCGGUGUUUUUGUUUUCCAUUUCAGGAUCAGAGGAUGAAUGAAGAGGCUCUUUUCACCAAAACCACUACAUUAAGCUGUAGUAGUUCUGGUGCUUAGAAUGUCCCUUUCAAUUCAGAUCUUAAUGAGUAGCCAAAUUUGCUGUUGUAUAGAGAGAAUUAAGACUUAACAGCUUAGGGACCGGAAUACAAAUACAGCUCAAAUAACCAAAUAUGUCUUUUGUGACAAACAAAUUUCUAAUUGGAAAGUUUUGGAUGAAACCGCUGAAUCACUACCAUAUGGCAACUGAAACAAUAUUCAGCUGCUGUUUGGAGUUUAGUGAAUAGACCCCCCCACUGUACAAUACUCCUGAGCCCCCAUAGUACACCUUACUAUAGAUAUCUGUAACCAAUGGGCUCUGCCAGAGUUGCAUGUGCUGCAUUACGAGUGCAGUAGUACAAAACUAGGAAAUAACAAGCCUUUCCUUAUAUGUCACCGGACAUCCACAUCACAAGGGCUUCCUGUGUCAGCAUUACUCUGUGCUUAUUGCAACAAAGGUGGCAUUUAUGCCCCAGCUUCCUUUUGUUUUUCUAUAUUACUAACAGGGCUGAUUUUUAUUUCAAGUUCGAUGCUGAUAGCCAGACCUGAAAAAAUGCUCACCACUGCAAGUCUGAAGAGUCCAUGGGAUAUUCACCAGUGGUACAUUUGUAUUCGCCAGGUCUAAAUUUUUACUAGCCAAUGGCUUGUGGAAAUUGUAUGCCCUGGUUACAGUCACAUUCUGUAAUGAAGAGUGUGUGAAUGGCGGAACAAAAAAAACAAAACACAAAGGGAAGGGGGAGAACGGUGCUGCUACUCCUGCAUAAGAAAAUACCUCUAAUAAUAAACUCUAGACAUACACACUAUGGGUACCCUCUUAUAAGAAAUCUCAGCAUCAGCUGCACAUUGCACAUAAAAGCAUCAUAUACACAUGCUGAUGAAUAUAGACCAACCAAUAUAGCUCUAUUAAUAAAAGCAUCAUAUACACAUACUGAUGAAUAUAGACCAACCAAUAUAGCUCUAUUAAUAAAAGCAUCAUAUACACAUACUGAUGAAUAUAGACCAACCAAUAUAGCUCUAUUAAUAAAAGCCUCAUAUACACAUACUGAUGAAUAUAGACCAACCAAUAUAGCUCUAUUAAUAAAAGCAUCAUAUACACAUACUGAUUAAUAUAGACCAACUAAUAUAGCUCUAUUAUUAAUAAAAGCAUCAUAUACACAUACUGAUUAAUAUAGACCAACCAAUAUAGCUUUCAUGUGCAAUUGAUGCUGAGAAUUCUAAUAAGAGCCUACACAUAGUAAUGUGGUAGUGCAGUCCAUAGUGUUUGUGUUUUAGAUAUAAUGUUAUGAAAAUUAGACAACAUGACAGCAUAUAGCAAUAUACAGGGUAGAGUGUGACUGCUGGCAGCAACCAUGCUCACUAAAUGCAAAUACGCAUAUUCCUUACUCAGGCUUACACACUGGAAGCACACGCUUUUCAUGCUAGAUGAACCACUGCAUGUAAAGAGAGGAGACAGGAUCAGCGGCACUGCAGUGUUUCACAGAAAUCCCAUAUGGAGACGUCACAUGUCUGUCACUCUAAGCUGGAAAAUCACCAAUGAAGAACUAGAUGCAGCACACAUAGUAAGUAUACAUUGUAGCCUUACUCCCGAUAUAGCAAGUAUUGAAAGGGUGGUCAGUCUAACUCUGGCAUUACUUUUACAAACAAUUUCAAUAACAUUUUUAUCUUGUUGGCAGGUUGGAAGCAAGGAAUUCCCAAUGUGGAGAUGACAUUAGUUCCUGCAGCAACUAUGCUACAUUGCUGUUUCCUAUAAGAAAGAGGAGAUUAAAUAAAUAUACUGCUCUGAACACAAAGGCCAGUAGGACUGGGCUGAAUCUCAGCUAUAUCUAUACACAGAUCUUUACCUCAAUAUGCUAAUGGUUACUAUAAACCACUGGGCACAACCUGUUUUGUUUUGUCUGUAUUCUGCACUGUUAAUCUUGGGAUAUAGGUUUACCCAAGUUACAGAGUUUGCUGCCCCCCGAUUUAGCACUGUAUCUUAAUUGUUGUGUCCUUUACUUUAAACAAGACCUGUUUAUUAUCACUGGAAUUGAACAUCUAACUUAUUCAAACUUGGACGCACAGAAUCUAAUGAAUGAUAUACCACAACACAAGCAGUUUUUAAAAUGUUUAAUGUGCUUUUUGUCCAUUUCUGUAAUAUCACAUGUAACAUUGUCAGGCUCCAGAGUGCUUGAUGCAUUGUCUCUGUUUUUUCUUUUUUGUUUUCUAUAAAAACUACAGUGGUAAAAUUGAAGUGGUCCUUUCUCUGUUUAGAACCAAAUGAGAAUGUCCUUUAGCUUGAUGCAUUAAAUAAAUUACAUGGCCUCUGUACAUAAUUACAUUCAGUUCACUGAGGAGAAGUGAAGCAGCAGCUCCCUCAGGGCUGGUGAACAUUCUCACUUUGGAAAAAAAAGUCCAACUUGACUUGGAGGAAGGUCGUCCACCCUCCCCCGUUGUAUAUAAAAAGACUAUGUGCUCAGCUUCAGGAGGACCAGAGAUUCACAUUAUUGCAUGAAUUUGGGCUCUGUAAGGCGACAACACAGGAGGCAGAACAUAUCAUAAUGCACAGAAAGAGCAGCAGUUGGAAUGGGGUGUGAGGAAUGCUACAUCCAGUGUCACAAGAAGAGGUAAGACUUCACUAGUUACAUUCUGAUCUAGGAGACUUAUGGCAACGAUACAAGACAAUCCUCCCUGGACCUGUGAUGUCAAGCAUUUAUGCUCUAUGGUUAAUGGGAGGAAGAUUUUUCACCUGCCAGACAGUGCCUGGAAAGGAAGACAGCAGCAUUACAGCACCUCUAGGAAUGGAAGUAGUGUCAUCCCCCAGCUAUGUUUCACUCCCACAUCACCCAGUUAAUAAGGGGUUAAGGCAUGAAGCAAAUGCUUGCAGUUCACAUGUUGUAUGCCACGUAAAUAGGAUCCAGCUGGUCGGCCAGGAAACCAUCUCUCAAAUGCAUACGCUGCUUCUCUCCACGUGAGUUGAUUGGAAUGACACCUGGAUCAACGAUUACCACAACUCCCACAAUCAGGUAAUGCUCUUCCAACACUACGUUAGUCACCAGUGCCACCAAGUCCAAUGCCUCUUGUUCAGGACCAUCGAGCUCCAGAACCACCACCAGCAGGUUUGUCCAUGUGAAAACCGCAC